Messenger RNA from Plasmodium coatneyi, 1785 nucleotides. RefSeq lists its product as uncharacterized. Gene Ontology annotation, cellular component: nucleus. The transcript has a single exon. Gene Ontology annotation, biological process: regulation of DNA-templated transcription. The coding region runs from base 1 to 1785 and encodes 594 amino acids. NCBI's taxonomy places the organism in Eukaryota, Apicomplexa, Aconoidasida, Haemosporida, Plasmodiidae. Gene Ontology annotation, molecular function: DNA binding; protein heterodimerization activity; DNA-binding transcription activator activity, RNA polymerase II-specific. The record is from RefSeq and is a predicted model, not a curated record.
AUGAAUGUAAAAAACGAUAAGGAUGAUGAGGUUGAGACCUUUUGGAGAAACCAGCUAGACGAAAUUUCAAAUAUGGGUACCGAAGAUUUAAAAACCCAUAAUUUACCCAUUUCUAGAAUUAAAAAAAUUAUGAAGGAAGACGAUGAAAUAAAAAGUAAUCAGAUGAUUUCAGCAGACACCCCUGUUCUUUUGGCCAAAGCUUGUGAGCUCUUCAUUAUGGAGAUGACUAAGAAUGCGUGGAAGUAUACAGAAGAAAGCAAACGAAGAACACUGCAAAGACAGGACGUGAUUUGCGCUGCUUGCAAAAGAGACAUUUUUGAUUUUCUGAUAGACACUAUACCGAUAGAGGAACGGAUAAAACUUAAUAAUUUAAAUGCCAAGGAGAACUCCAAGAAGAACAACAACAGCAGCAGUAGCAGUGGUAACGGCAGUGGUGACGGUAGCCAGGGUGGUGGAAACGACAGUGGUGGGAACGACAGCAGGGACAAUCAAGACCUUGACCACAACAAAGUCGACUUCGACACCCUGAAGCAGUACUACAAUAUGUAUUCUUCAGCCUGCGAUGACAAGGACUCAGUGAACUUGCAGGAGUUCAAUGAUGAGCUUAUCGAAAUUGUGGAACUCGUCGAGAAGGAGUUACAUGCAGCAAAUGCCUUGACGCCCGAAAGCGGGACAGCCGUCAAUUUGGCAAAGCUGCGCGAAGUGGCGAAGGAAUUAGUUGCCAGUUUAAAUGCCUUGUACAAGAAUAGCAAGCCAGUUAACGCUUCGAGGCCGCCAAACAACCAGGCUGUCGACUUUGCAAACAACCUGUUCUUCUGUUUUAACCAAAACAGCCAUUUGAAAGGGGAGAACUCCAGCUCCAACAGUAACGAUGGACAGUGCAUAUACAACACGAAAGGCUCCGACGAGACGCAUCUCAAUAGUCUCAGUAGCAGUGGAAACCAGUACACACAAGGAAACGGAAUAACAAAAUACAACACUAGACGCAGCUGCAGUAGUAACAACCAGGGAUCAACAAGUGAGUAUUUCGCAAACAACAACGUGAAUGCAAACCAUGCCAAUUUAAAAUGCUAUUCAUGCGUUAAGGAUAAUAUGGCCAGACAGGGUAAGCAGAAGUAUGGAAAAAACAUGCUGAACGAGUCAGGCGAUUCCUACCAGGAGAUGGACACAAGUAAGCACGCAAAUAAGCAUGCAAAUAAGCGUGCAAAUAAGCGUGCAAAUAAGCAUGCAUCUAUGCCAGCAAGUAGAACAGUGAACAUCCCUAGUACUUCGCAAAACAGGGACCUUGUCCCAGGAAUCAUCCCGUCCUACCAGGAAUUGGAGGAGCUGAAAAAUAAAUACCUAAAUGCUAUGAAGACAAUGAAUCUUCCCAAAAUAUCCGACAUUUUGAACAUGUCAAAUUUGUCUAACGCAUCGAAUGAAAAUGGCCAUACUAGUGACAAGAACUGUAAUGGAAACAUCCUUUUGAACCCUAAUUUGUACCUCACUUCGUUGACAUCUUUGUACAAUGGAAUGUCGUCGACACAGUGUGCACUGGCUCAGCACAAUUCGGUGAACAACAGUGAGAUGAGGAAGCCAAAGGUCGGUGCGAACAAGCGAACCGUGCAGGUCCAACAGGUGAAGGAUGCAAACACGCGUGGUGCAAACACGAAAAAUGCGUACCCCAACAACCGACGACAACAAUCCCGCAAGAGCGAUGUCAAAUCAAGUGACAACAUGAACCCGCAGCAAAAUUACCUCAAUAAUUGCCACCCCCCGGAUGUAACAAAAAGGGGACCAACCUAA